AUGGAUGUUCAUAACUACUCCCUAUUAACUAUUGUAAGUUGCUGCGCAUUUCUGAUUGAACGAACGAAAACGUGUCCAUCGUUGCUUAAUGAGUCACUUUGUCGUUGUGUAAACACGAUUUCACUCACCCUUGUUCAUUGCAACCCUAGGAUUUGUCAUAGGAGAGAUAUGGACUUAAAAGGUGCUGUUAAGGACAUAAUCCCUUGGGAUGGGACUCUAUCUUCAAGUGAUUUUUACCUUUCUGCUCGUACAUUUUCUGAGAAGUGGAAAAUGUUCAAUCCUUCCUUUCCUCCAUGGCAGUGGAUCCCGAGCUCAAAACAUCAUUUGGUUGCUUCUCAUAAGGUGGAAGGAUACUUGUCCCUGGAGAACGUGUGCCAUAUCAAAUCAAGUGAGGAAGAAGAGAGUAAUAGUAGUCUGACAUGGGAAGAAGAGAGCAAGAACUCACAGAGCGAAGAGCCCUUUGAUUAUGCCACUUUAGUAUGUCCAGAGGAUGAAGUAAACCAUUAUGAUUUUCACAUCGUCUACAGUUCUUCGUAUAGGGUUCCAAUCUUGUAUUUCCGUUCAUACCGUAGUGAUGGGCAACUAUUGCCGUUCAAUGAAGUUGAAAAGGACCUUCCCGGUCACUCUGCUAAGUUACGAUCAGAAUCCAAAUGGACAUUUAUAACACAUGAGGAACAUCCAUAUUUGAACAGGCCAUGGUACAAAUUACAUCCAUGUGGGACGAGUGAAUGGAUGAAGCUCCUCUAUGAUGGUGAUUCAACUUUGAACAGAAAUGGUUUUGUUAUUGAACAAUAUCUGGUUUCCUGGUUCUCGGUCAUUGGACAAGUAGUUGGUCUUAAAAUUCCUUUGGAAAUGCUUAAUACUGUAGUUUAUAACGAUUCUUAG
This is a messenger RNA of Sphenostylis stenocarpa, 885 nucleotides long. Lineage: Eukaryota; Viridiplantae; Streptophyta; Magnoliopsida; Fabales; Fabaceae. The record is from the annotation of a GenBank genome assembly.